AUGCUAACCGGGGUGGAGCAUCAUCAGCCACUUGCGCCCUCCACAAGAUACAUUCAAUAUGACGACACCUGCGAUCACGACCCCAGACUUCUUAAAGCAAAUAAAAGCCCAUCCAUGCCACGAAAGAGAACUUCAAGGACAUCGGAAACUAAAUUUCACUCCAGCUGGUUCAUAUCUCCAGCUGGACGAACUGUUUCCUCGCCAGCUUGUCGUGAGAGUCAAGCUGGAUGGAGGAAGAUAGAACGCUUGAUACAAGUGACUGUCUUACUUAUUCUGCUACUCCUCUCUGCUCCUGUUUUCGGGCGCUAUGACCGGGGUGGUCCGCAACACAGUAUCACCUGGGGUCGCAGCAACACUCACAACUCAGCAGUCUUCGGGAACCUGCCUACCAAUGUUACUGCUGUUCAGGGACACCGUGCUCGCCUUCCAUGCCAAGUGAAGAACUUGGGCCUUAAGGACGUGUCGUGGAUCAGGCAGAGAGACCUACACAUCCUGACCGUCGGGAUCUUCACGUACACAACUGAUGACCGCUUCAAGGUAUUUCACCCUCCGGAGGCAGAAGACUGGUUCCUGGACAUUAGCUCAGUCACUUUCAGGGAUGCCGGUGUGUACGAGUGCCAGGUAUCAACUAGCCCCAAGGUCUCCCUACCCAUUCAUCUCACCGUCCUGGCUGUACAGGAGGCAGACAUUGUGGGUCCACACGAGGUUUUUAUACAGCACGGCUCCACCAUCAGCCUCCACUGUGAGGUACUUGCAGGAGUGGAGGCAGUGGGAUCCAUACGUUGGCUGAGAGGAAUCUCCACUCUUAACUACAGCUCACCAAGAGGAGGCAUCAGCAUGGAGGUGGAGAAAACUCCCACUAAGACGAUGUCCAGACUUCACAUCACACGAGCGGAGAAAGCCGACUCUGGUAACUACACCUGUGCUCCCACGUACUCACGCCCGGAUUCUGUUAUCGUUCACGUUGUCAAUGUGGAUGACGAAUGGGCUGCACCGGUACAGAGCAGUGUGGGCGUGCUGAGGGUGUGUGUGGGGGUGAUGUGGGCGGCCACCCUCCUAGCUGCUUAAUCCUUCCUGCAUCAACUCCCACCUGCAGAUUGUGAGUCACCCAGAUGUUCAGCGUGUUCAUCUCGAUGUACCCUUCCUGUUCCCAGUUCUACAGCCAGCCCACAGCCUUGUUUGAGGCCCUUCCGCCAACAUCAGUGUAGUGUGCCUUAUAUUUUCGUAGGUUUUCCCCAAUGAUCUCUGUAAUAAACUAUAUAUUUCAACAAUUACUGGUUUCCUUAACCUGAAAGUCUAGUUUGGAUGGAAAGGAAAAAUUUCAAACCUUAAUGGUUUUCAAAAUAGAGAAAAUAA
Molecule: messenger RNA, 1356 nt
Organism: Cherax quadricarinatus
Lineage: Eukaryota; Metazoa; Arthropoda; Malacostraca; Decapoda; Parastacidae
Source: RefSeq, a predicted model, not a curated record